AUGGGGAAGAUCACCUUCUACGAGGACCGGGGCUUCCAGGGCCGCUGCUACGAGUGCAGCAGCGACUGCCCCAACCUGCAGCCCUAUUUCAGCCGCUGCAACUCCAUCCGCGUGGACAGCGGCUGCUGGAUGCUCUACGAGCAGCCCAACUACCAGGGCCGCCAGUACUUCCUGCGGCGCGGGGACUACCCGGACUACCAGCAGUGGAUGGGCGUCAGCGACGUGGUCCGCUCCUGCUGUCUCAUCCCCCAGCAGACGAGCUCUCACAGGCUGCGACUGUAUGAGAGAGAGGACCACAAAGGCCUCAUGAUGGAGCUGAGCGAGGAUUGCUCCUGCAUCCAGGACCGCUUCCACCUGAGUGAGGUCCGCUCCCUCCACGUGCUGGAGGGCUGCUGGGUCCUCUAUGAGAUGCCCAACUACCAGGGGCGGCAAUACCUGCUGAGGCCCCAAGAAUACAGGCGGUACCACGACUGGGGGGCCGUGGAUGCUAAGGCAGGCGCAUUGAGGAGGGUGGUGGAUUUAUACUAA
Panthera uncia (snow leopard) is the source of this 528-nucleotide messenger RNA. Its product is annotated as gamma-crystallin C. The coding region runs from base 1 to 528 and encodes 175 amino acids. Gene Ontology annotation, biological process: lens development in camera-type eye; visual perception. The record is from RefSeq and is a predicted model, not a curated record. NCBI's taxonomy places the organism in Eukaryota, Metazoa, Chordata, Mammalia, Carnivora, Felidae. Gene Ontology annotation, molecular function: structural constituent of eye lens. The transcript has 3 exons.